Messenger RNA from Thecamonas trahens ATCC 50062, 1023 nucleotides. RefSeq lists its product as uncharacterized. The record is from RefSeq and is a predicted model, not a curated record. Gene Ontology annotation, biological process: mRNA splicing, via spliceosome. Gene Ontology annotation, cellular component: precatalytic spliceosome; catalytic step 2 spliceosome; U2 snRNP. Bases 1 to 717 code for a protein of 238 amino acids. NCBI's taxonomy places the organism in Eukaryota, Apusomonadida, Apusomonadidae. The transcript has a single exon. Gene Ontology annotation, molecular function: RNA binding.
AUGUCGUGGCAUGCCAGCUACGACUCCUCGGCCUACGUCUACGUUGGUGGCCUCCACGAGAAAAUGACCGAGGGCGACGUCAUUACCAUCAUGUCGCAGUUUGGCGAGGUCAUCGACGCCCACCUCGUCCGCGACGACGAGACCGGCGCCUCAAAGUGCUUCGCCUUUGUCGCCUACGAGGACCAGCGCUCCACCGUGCUCGCCGUCGACAACUUUGCCGGCGUCAAGCUGCUUGGCAAGACGCUCAAGGUCGACCAUGCCAACUACCACCGCAAGGUUCCCGAGGGCGCCGACGAGUCGGCCCCGCCACCGGCGCUCGCCCAGCUCAUGGACGCCUGGCGUGCAAACGCAAAGCGACUCGGCGUCUCGCCGCCAGACCCCGACGCCCCUCCUCGCUCCUCCGACUCUGCGACGGACAUUGCCGCUGACGGCGAUGACGCCGCCCUCAAGGCUGCCCUCGAUCCCAUGGCCGGCCUCAUGGCCUCGUACGCUACGAACGACCCGCCCGCACCCGACGAGCCGCCCAAGUCAACCAGCGACACUCGCUCGCAUCGCUCGCAUCGCUCACACCGCUCACACCACUCCCGCCGCUCACACCGCUCACACCGCUCGCAUCGCUCACAUCGCUCACGCCACUCUCGUCACGCACAUCGCUCGCGCCGCUCGCGCUCACGCUCACGCUCACGCUCGCGCUCCGGCACAGCGCCAACCUCAUAGCCAUCCACAAAACUGUUCAAUGCUUCUACGCGCGGUUGACAAAGUCGACGCCCUUCUGGAUCUGGUCGCCGAGCGUGCCGAUCAUCUCGUCGUAGUUGGCCUGCUCGAACGCGGUCAUCGGGCCGAUCGGCUCAACAACCUCGGCGCCCGACGGGCCAAGCUGGACGCGCGACGAGAAGAACGGCGUGUCAGCCACGUUCGACUCGACAAAGGUGCACUCGCGGAUGCCCGAAACGCCCGACGCCGCAGCCAGGAGACGAUCGGUGAACCGAGCGCCGGCAACCGCCAUCGAGAGCGUCGCCGAGC